Messenger RNA from Seriola dumerili (greater amberjack), 4925 nucleotides. It is a transcript of the gene ehbp1, whose product is annotated as EH domain binding protein 1. Bases 752 to 4366 code for a protein of 1204 amino acids. The transcript is spliced from 25 exons. NCBI's taxonomy places the organism in Eukaryota, Metazoa, Chordata, Actinopteri, Carangiformes, Carangidae. The record is from RefSeq and is a predicted model, not a curated record. Gene Ontology annotation, molecular function: protein binding.
GGUAACUAUCAGAGUACUUUGCUGUGGGAAUUCCUGCCUGGGGUUGGAAUACUUUUGUUUAACUUUGUCAAAGUUAGACAAGCUCAAACAAAUGUCGUUUCUGACUCGGUCUUAAGUCUUGGAGCGUGCGCUUACCUGUGGAGCAAAUGUGUCAACUGGCACGCAACGGUUUCCAGUCGUACCGUGUUGUGAUGGCUAGCCGUCGUCGCUAGCAGGCUAGCUAGCUAAAUGGCUGGUGUUGGUACUGCUGUAAAGAAGGCGAUAAUUAGCUAGCAAGCGGGCGACGCUCGCCCGGGUGCUGGUUUGUUACAGACAGUUCGCCAUCUCCUGACACUCCCGAUAAGACCAAUUAACGGAUAAUGCAUUGGAUGUUACAGUAAGGAAGAUCAUCAAUUGGAAAGAUGGUAUUUUUACCCAGAGGAUUACUCGUCAUGCCUUUCGAAAUUGUGGAGUGAUUUACUUGAUAAAAUCAUGCACGGCGUCAAAUCAGAUCUCGCUCACUGCUGCAGAGAUUCCUUGUCUUUGCAUACGGAUUUAUCAGCCAGUUUUUGAAGACCAGCACCUACGACUGGAUGUGCAGUCUUUUCCUUUUUUUUCCAGUGUGCUUCCGGUAAAACAUUAACUAUGUAUCUGUGCGGGUUGGAUAUGCUAAGAUACAUAUAAACAUUCGCGUGAACUCGUGUGAAGGAAGCCCAAAGAAGGAAGUCCAGGACGGGAUAGGUGCACAGAAACUACCCGUUCCAAAAGAAACAUGGCCUCUGUUUGGAAGAGACUGCAACGUGUGGGAAAGCAUGCCUCCAAAUUCCAGUUUGUGGCUUCCUAUCAGGAGCUGAUGGUGGAAUGCACUAAGAAAUGGCAACCAGACAAACUGGUGGUGGUGUGGACACGCAGGAGUCGACGGAAAUCUUCCAAGGCCCACAGCUGGCAGCCUGGUAUCAAAAAUCCUUACAGAGGAGUGGUGGUGUGGCCUGUACCAGAAAACAUUGAGAUCACAGUCACUCUUUUUAAGGAUCCCCACGCAGAGGAGUUUGAAGACAAAGAGUGGACGUUUGUCAUUGAAAAUGAGUCUCCAUCAGGGCGGAGGAAGGCCUUGGCUACCAGCAGUAUAAACAUGAAACAGUACGCCAGUCCCAUGCCCACACAGACAGAUGUCAAACUCAAAUUUAAGCCCCUAUCGAAGAAAGUGGUGUCGGCCACGCUGCAGUUCUCCCUCUCCUGCAUCUUCCUCCGUGAGGGAAAGGCCACUGAUGAGGACAUGCAGAGCCUGGCCAGCCUGAUGAGCAUGAAACAGGCAGAUAUCGGCAACUUGGACGACUUUGAGGAAGAGAAUGAGGAGGACGAGGAGAACAGGGUCAACCAGGAGGAGAAGGCUGCCAAGAUCACAGAGUUGAUCAACAAGCUGAACUUCCUGGAAGACGAGGAUCAGGAAACGCCUCCUGCCAUGAGCACCAAUCCCUUCGACGAGCCCGAUGACGACCUUCAUCCUAACCACCUCAACCCAUUCGGUGAUCCCGAUGAGGAGGAGCCUCCUACACAGCCGGUCUUACGGAAACGAGUAGAUGACGAUUCCUUCUAUGACCACGACUCCUCAAAUCCGUUCAGUGAGCCGGAUGAACCAGACGCACAUACGCCAGGGAACCCCUUCGAGGAGCCGGACCAGGACAUGGACCCCCAGCCAGACCCAGAACCCCCAAAGCCCAGGCAAAGAAAAGGCGUACGGCCUGUUGACAUGAGCAAGUACCUGUAUGCCGACACCACUCACAACGAGGAGGAGGAGCUUGACGAAUCCAACCCGUUCUACGAGCCAAGGACAUCGAGCCCUGCGCGGCCCCCCGCUGGCGGCCCCUCCCUCGAUGUGGGCAGCAGCCAGAAGAGGAGGGCGCCCCCACCCCCAGGUUCCAGCCCUGGCCUCAGCCCCAGUCCGCCAGCUCCCAAACCCAGCGCUGGCCCAGACAGGGAGAGAACCCAGCCAGUCGGGCCCAGCCCAGUGGCAGCAGUGAUGGGGAGAGAGCUGGCCUCCUCUUCCCCCAAGCCCAGCCCCGUCCCAAGUCCGGUUCUGGGAGGGAAGCCGAAUGCCAGCCAGUCUCUGCUGGCCUGGUGUCGCGAGGUCACCAAGAACUACCGCGGGGUGAAGAUCACUAACUUCACCACCUCCUGGAGGAAUGGGCUGGCCUUCUGUGCCCUGCUGCACCACUUCAGACCUGACAUAAUAGACUACAAGUCGCUCAAUCCUCAGGAUAUUAAAGAAAACAACAAAAAGGCGUAUGAUGGCUUUGCGAGCCUGGGCAUCUCCCGUCUCCUGGAACCAUCUGACAUGGUGCUGCUGGCCAUUCCUGACAAGCUAACAGUGAUGACCUACCUGUACCAGAUCCGGGCCCACUUCUCCGGUGAGGAGCUCAACGUGGUGCAGAUAGAGGCCAACAGCAAUCGCAGCACAUACAAGGUGGGCGACUUUGAAACCGAUACAAAUGCCUCCAUAGGCCAGGACAAGUUCUACGCCGAACUAAACGACGUGCAGCAGCGCCAGGGUACCUCUGAGCAUGCGGAGUCUGCUGGUGGCGUUGACGCGGAGUCUAACGGCACCAAAGCCACUGAGGAAGAGGUGGUGGAGCCGGGUUGGAAGGCUGAAGCAGGAGCAGUUUCAGCCAGCUUGCAGACAACAGGGCCUUUGCAAUCCUCACCUCCUGUCCCAUCGCCACGCACAGUAUUAGCCGCCUCAGCAACGGACUCAACCCAUGUGACACUGCCACGCUCUGAGGACAGGGGGAAUCUGCGCAAAGCCAACACGUUAGAACUCAGUGAGUUACCACAGAGAGUGGAGAGAGAGAUGGAGAAAGAAAGACAGCAGAAGGAGGAGGUGGGAGAUGAUAGAAAGGAGGGAAGUAUAGAACCAGGGUCUCCCAUCAGGAGUGGGGUCUCCUCCUCCUCCUCACCACCUCACCAGAAACUGGGCUUUUCCUAUAACAGGGACGCCGACCUCAUCAAGAAGAAAAGGGCCAGUCUGCGUCAAUCGGACUCUGAGCCCGCCUCAGACUCCUGCUCUUCUCCAGUCAACCACACAGACACGCCUCCCAAACAGGAGCCGACACCUGCUCCUGUAUCAAGUCCCCCGGCUGAGAAGAAGGUGCUCUCCCGUCAAGAGGAGCUGAAGGAGAGAGCCAGGCUCCUCCUGGAACAGGCCCGCAGAGACGCUGCAAUGAAAGCCGGCAACAAGAACGUCCCCAACUCGGCCGUGACUGCACCAACCAGGGCCACAAAUGCGGCAGAUGAGCGUGAUGCAGAGCGGCGAAGACAGCUGAGAGAGCGAGCCAGGCAGCUGAUAGCUGAGGCUCGAUCCGGAGUCAAGAUGUCUGACAUGAGCCUGCUGGACGCUACCAGCACUGAGAGAGGGAAGGGCGGCAAGGCUAGCCCUGCUGCAGAUGUUUUGGACGGAGUGAGAGGUCACCAUGAGGAUCAUGGUGAAAGGGGUACCAACAGUAAACAUGUGGACUUGAAGCUGAAGAAGCUGGUGGAGGUCAACCCAAGAGGAGUCACCUCCCCUUCGUCCCCAUCCUCCACCUCCUCCUCAUCCUCACCCACUGCCUCCUCCACCUCCCCACUCAGCCCUGCAGAAGGACUCGAGAAUAACGCCGAGGAGCUGCGAGCAGAGCGGCUGCGCAGAGCAACAGAAAAGUUGCGCAGCCCCGUCGUCUUCAGCAAGGACUCUGCAGUCCGGAAAACACAGCUGAAGUCCUUCAGCCAGUAUGUGGAGAGCAGACCAGAGGUGAAGAGACAAAAGUCUAUCCCUGAGGAUCUGAAGAAGGCUGAGGAGGAUAGAGGUUCACCGACAGAGAUCGAUAUUCGUAGACCAUUUGAAGAGGAGAAGGCGUUCAAAGACACCAGUCAGUAUGUGGUUGGGGAGCUGUCUGCGCUGGAGAGCGAGCAGAGGCACAUAGACGCCCGAGCAGCUCGCGUGGAGAAGAGGCUGCGCUAUCUCAUGGACACAGGAAAAAACAAGGAGGAGGAGGAGGCCAUGAUGCAGGAGUGGUUCAUGUUAGUAAACAAGAAGAACGCCCUCAUCAGAAGACAGAACCAGCUCUCUCUGCUGGAGAAAGAGCACGAUCUGGAGAGACGCUUCGAACUGCUGAACAGAGAGCUGAGAGCCAUGCUGGCCAUCGAGGACUGGCAGAAGACCGAGGCCCAGAAGAGACGAGAGCAGCUGCUGCUGGAUGAGCUGGUCAUACUGGUCAACAAACGGGACGCGCUGGUCAGGGACCUGGACGCCCAGGAGAAACAGGCCGAGGAGGAGGACGAGCACCUGGAGAGGACGCUGGAGCAGAACAAAGGCAAGAUGGCCAAGAAAGAGGAGAAGUGUGUCCUUCAAUGAUUGUCACUUGAGAAAAACACAACCAACAAAUGUAGCCGAUAAAAGAAAUGUAUCAUUAUUAUUAUUGAUAUUAUUAUUAUUAUUAUUAUUAUUAUUAUUUGAUAGUGGCUUUUAAACAUUUCUAUCAGUUAUUUGAAUCUUUAUCUGGUUGUUGUUUCGGUCAAAUUAACCUCAGAGACUCGGCUGAAUUUAGAGGCCUGCGAUGCCUUUGCACCAACUUUAUACUGACUCCAACUGUCCCACAUAUUUACAGUAUUUUUUAUUUUUAAUUCUCCUUUGCUUUACACAGAUCGGUACUUGUCUGUAAUAUAAAUAUGUGUGAGACAAAGGCAGUGGAAAGGCUGUGAUGUUUGUAUGUAAUAAUGCAGCAGCACAGCCCUCUCUGUGUGAAUGUGGAGAGCAGUGGGUUUGAGGUACAGCACAACAGGAUUUAAUGGGGGGAUUUCUCUUUAUCUAUUUUUUUUUUUCUUCUUCAUCAUGUUGAGAAGAUGAUGAGGCGGCUGACGUUUCAGUUGGACUUUUAAAAGGAAAAAAAGAUUGGUUGUACCAUCAGUUUUUU